Messenger RNA from Postia placenta MAD-698-R-SB12, 2061 nucleotides. RefSeq lists its product as hypothetical. The transcript is spliced from 4 exons. Bases 178 to 1704 code for a protein of 508 amino acids. NCBI's taxonomy places the organism in Eukaryota, Fungi, Basidiomycota, Agaricomycetes, Polyporales, Adustoporiaceae. The record is from RefSeq and is a predicted model, not a curated record.
UGCGGCUUUUGUUGAUUUUCAGCCUCAAUCUGUAUUGCUAGUAUUUCCUGCUGCCCUGCACGUCUUCUUGUCGCUCUAAUUUGCGCAAGAACAAUAUCGGGCUCGAGUACAGGAAGUAAGACGGCGGUACCUUCCUCAGGGCCAUUGUGAAAACAACCAGGAUAUGACUUAGUGAUAAUGUACGGUCACAUUCUGCGCCCCUACAGGCGCUUGGUUUCACCGGCCUUCACUCUCCGCACAGCAUCCUUGCGAAGUCGUUCCUACCAAACAUCACAGUCCAAAAAGCAGUUCGCGGCGGACUCCACCCAUAUUGACACCAGUCUCAAUGCAAAACCGCGACCGUUUGCGAUAGAGCGCGUCGGGGGCAGGGAGUGUCAUGUGUCGUGGUCGGAGGAGGGUAUCACCAAAGAAUGGCGCGAAUUGGCAGCACCGACGAUCCGUGACGGACAAACUCAGGCAGCCUCUACGAUAGGCUCAGUCACCGGCCGGCUCACAUCCUGGCUGCGACAGAUGUUCUUGCCCACGAACUACCCGCAGUCCGUACACCGCUCGUAUGCACCGUUUCACAUCCUCCAGUUCUUCGAGACGACGUUCGGCACGGUUGUCUCUGUGCUUUGCAACCAGGCGCUGCUCACCUCUGUCGGGGUCAGCGCUGAGGGCAGCGUGUUUGGCGCGGUCGCGGUGCAGUGGAUCAUCAAGGACGGCGCAGGCGAGAUCGCGAAGCUCUUCUUCAUCCGCCAUUGUGCGGCAUUCUUCGACAGCCACCCCAAGUCGUUCACGCUUGCCGGAGAGAGCCUCGUCGCGCUCGGCAGUGGGCUUCAAAUCGCGACCCUCCUCGUCCCGCCGACGCCUGGCUACUUUCUAUUGUGCGCGGCGGGCGGGAACGUCUUCAAGUUAGUCGGCUACGCUAUAUGGUUCACGACGCACAUCAAGUGGGUGCGCUACUUCGCCGCGCAGGGCAACAUGGGCGACGUCGCAGCGAAGGACGAGUCACAGACGUCGAUCGCGCAGCUCGUGGGGUAUGCCGCGGGCAUCGGGCUGCUCUCCGUCUCGCACGCGCCUGCGUACCUGUACGCGCUCUACACGCUGCUCACGCCGGCACACCUGAUGAUGACGGCGCUCAUGAUGCGCGUCGCGACGUUUGAAGUGCUCACCAUGCCGCGGCUCGGGCUGCUCGCGCGUGCAUAUGCCGGCGAAGACGGGGCGGUAGGGGUCAGGUCUUUGAGGGAAGUCGAGCGUGCAGAUGAGACGGGUGUGUUUGGCGAGUACUACAAGCGGAAGGAGGAUAGGUUAGUCGAGCUGGCGCCGAGGGUGAGCGAGGUCGUCGGGCGGGACGUGGGUGCCGAUUCUGCGCGGUGGGAGCUCUGCACGCGUGUCUUCCAGGACGAGAAGUACGUGCUGUAUCCUGUCGCACCUCCCACACAACGUAUCGCCGUCUUCUUCCAUCCGGACGCCGCAUCAGACGACAUGCUCCGUGCGGUGAUGCAUGCCGCCCGCCUGCGCAUGCUCCUUGGGGACGGAUCCUCUGUCGAGGACACUCCUGCACUCAGACCGGCGCUAGCGGACUCUCUUUCGUGGACACGCGCUCAUUUCGAUGCGUUCAAGCACGAGUUAGAGGACAAAGGCUGGCGGACGGAUGAGAUCGCAUUCGCAGAUCGCGGGCACCGGCUUCUCUGGGGGAAAGAAGCAGAUCGUGACCCAUAGUUCGCCUCUCAACCCCGUGCUACGUCUGGAUCUCGUUGCUCAGGCCACCCAGCCGCCAAAAUUGUGAUGCGUGGUCUAUGGGUCCGACGGAUGAUGGGAAUCGCUUACUGUGCCCAUGGGCUCCUGCACCUAUUGCACGCUAUUGACAGCAGGACCUUUUCGCACAUUGCUUCAUAUACAGAAGUGCUAACUGCACCCCAGUUGAUUAUAUCUUAGACGCAUUGACCGCGGCACUAGACUACUGGAGAUAGACCUCUAGGCACCCACCUCCCUUCCAUUGUAGAAUGACCAACACACCCAGCUCACGAUGCCAUUGUAUAAAGUACAAUACAUAAUAUAUUACCAUACUUUACAGGU